AUGGUUGCGGUCUUGUUCAGCGUCGUCCUCUUGCUCCCAGCAUACACCUGGGCCUCAGUCUUUGUGGAUCCACAGUGUGCUCACUCGAUCCUGGGCGGGUCCAGACCUGGUUCAGAUCCGGUCUUGGUCCGGACCCGUAGAGCUAAUGGUUUCUUGGAGGAGCUGCGGACGGGGAACCUGGAGCGCGAGUGUGUGGAGGAGAAGUGCUCAUACGAGGAGGCCAGGGAGAUCUUCCCCCUGAGACAGCAGCUGGAGAACUUCUACACAAAAUACAAAGCUGGAGACCCGUGUGACUCCGCCCCCUGUCAGAACGGCGCCACCUGCACAAGACACGUGAACAGUUUCACCUGUAAAUGUGCACCUGGUUACCAUGGCAACCUGUGUGAUAAAGCCCGCCUGUCCUCGUCCUCCAGCUGUAGACACCGUAAUGGCGGUUGUGAACACUUCUGUGUUCACAACGCUACUGAGCGUGCUCAGAUGUGCUCCUGUGCAGACGGCUACAAGCGCAACCACGACAAUGCCAGCUGCUCUCCUAUUGUGGAUGUUCCGUGUGGUCGUCUGCAGAUGUUUUUUGCUCCCAGAGUUGUGAACGGACAAGUUUGUCCAAAAGGACACUGUCCCUGGCAGGCUCUUCUGAUGGAGAACCAUGUCUUCUCGUGUGGAGCUGUGAUCCUCAGUCCUCGUUGGGUCCUGACUGCGGCUCACUGUGUGUUUCCCAAACCUCAGAGUGUCUUCCAUGUGAUUGCAGGGGAACACGAUCGCUCGAUACUAGAGAAUACAGAGCAGAAGAGACGUGUGGUCCGAGUCCUGGUCCACCCAGAUUAUAACCAGACUACAGCGGACUCGGAUUUGGCUCUGCUCAGACUGGUCUGGGAUCUGAAGAUGAACCGGUUCGUGAUCCCGGUCUGUCUCCCGGGUCCCAGAGACCAGCUCUCAGGUCUGGUCCGGACUCUAGCCUCAGUCCGUGUCUCCACAGUGUCCGGAUGGGGCCGAGUGGUUCAACAGGGACAGGCAUCAGAAGUACUACAGAGGCUGAACGUCCCUCGGGUUCGGACCCUGGAUUGCAGAACCCACACUGGCCUGAACAUUUCUAAGAACAUGUUGUGUUUCGGCUUCCUGUCCGGGGGCCAGGACUCCUGUGAGGGGGACUCUGGGGGGCCUCUGGUGACGCGCUACAGGAAGACCUCCUUUUUGACUGGGAUCGUGUCCUGGGGCCGAGGCUGCGCCGACAAGGGCCAGUACGGCGUCUACACCAGGGUCGCCAACUUCCUACCCUGGAUCUACCGCGGCAUGGACACCAACUAG
Knipowitschia caucasica is the source of this 1305-nucleotide messenger RNA. Lineage: Eukaryota; Metazoa; Chordata; Actinopteri; Gobiiformes; Gobiidae. The record is from the annotation of a GenBank genome assembly.